AUGCAACGGUCCCUGCUGCCCAGGCAUCGCCCCGCCUUUACGACGGGCAACCGGUUCUACCACAGAGCCAUGUUUCACACCCUGCGCAAACACCCCUGCGGCACCCUCAUCACCAACAACUCAUACAGGACUAUCCAUGUCGUAUUCCCCAGCGAGGUCCAUGGCGCCACGGCACAUUCCAUGAUGUCUGCCAGGACGAAUUCCCUGCCUAUCAAUGUCAACAUGCAAGGGCGCAUGUAUCAAUCUCACCAGAUGCCGCCCGCGGCGGCAGGGUUCCCCUCGGCCCUGACGCCCCAGAACGCAUAUCGCCAGGUAUUAUCGCCUUUGCUCCCGCCCCCGGGGGUGCUCAUCCCAAGACCCGAUUACGCCCACGGCCAGUACGACGAGAGCUCUUUCAGUAUGACGCUACACCAGAUCCACUUGCGGAGUCCCGUCAGAACGAGUAGGCUUUUGAACAACAAGCGGGAGUCGCAGGAGCGCCAUUAUCAAUUCAUUAACGGAUUCGCCGUCGCCCCUGUGGUUAUACGCAGCGACAGUCGCUGCACCACCGAACUUACUUUCGACGUGGAUGACGAGACGCUGUCCCGCCUGUCCAAGCCUGUCUCGCAGCAGGACGGCGAGCCGAAAGUCCCAGUUUGCGAAUACGAGGACGGCACAUUGCGUAUGCGAUUGCGGUGCUGCAAUAUUGGCGGCCCCACAGCCGACAUGUCCCAGUCGAAGUGGGUUAAUACCGAGAGUUCGUGGCCGGCGCACAUUUUUAUAAUGCUGAACGGCAAGACGGCGUUGACACCGAAGCGGAAACCGCAUUACGGCAAGGAUUUGCCUGCUGAGCUGACUUCAUACGUUAUCGGUGGGAAAAACCAAGUCAAGAUUGCGCUAGCAAUGCUGAGGGCGCCUGUGGAGUAUUAUGCUAUCGCGGUUGAGAUCAUUAUAACGAAGAGCCACUCGUUUUUUUGGAACCAGAUCCGAAACGACCAAGUUAUCCCCCCAGAGAAGACGUUGGAGGUGAUUCGGAAGCGAAUUAGUGUGAACAAUGACGACGACGACGACAGCAUCAUGGUGGUGACCGAGGAGCUGCCGAUCGAUCUUGCGGAUCCGUUCUCGGCCAUUAUGUUCGAGACGCCAGUCCGAGGUGCCACAUGCACCCACCUGGAAUGCUUCGACUUGAGUAACUGGCUCGAGACGCGCGAGCGCAAACCUCAAUCUCGCAAAUGCAUCUCGCACCAGGCAGACGUAUGCGAGGCGACGUGCCGCUGGCGCAUUUUCGAGCCGACGCUCGUGGACAGAUGGCGGUGUCCCAUUAAAAGCUGUUUCGGGGACGCUCGUCCAUGCAGCCUUGUGGUGGACGGGUUCCUGCUCGGGGUGCGCAAGGAGCUCGAGUCCACAGGCCGGCUUAACGCGCGCAGCAUCCGUGUCUCGGCGGAUGGAUCCUGGAAGCCAGUCCCGGACCGGAAUGACGACGUCAACGACGUCAACGACGAUUCGGGCAGUGACGGUGACUGCAAGGCCAAAGCGGCACCGAGCCGGCGGAGCAAGAGCAAGCCAGCCAGGGCGACAUUUACUAGCAGCAUGUAUCCGGACGUCCGCGCUUUGCAUCCGCUUCUCACCGACCUCACUUGA
Molecule: messenger RNA, 1620 nt
Organism: Gaeumannomyces tritici R3-111a-1
Lineage: Eukaryota; Fungi; Ascomycota; Sordariomycetes; Magnaporthales; Magnaporthaceae
Exons: 2
Coding region: 1-1620 (539 amino acids)
Biological process (GO): protein sumoylation
Molecular function (GO): SUMO ligase activity
Source: RefSeq, a predicted model, not a curated record